UCCGGUGUCGAAGCCAGCUUUCCUGGAUCUCUGAGCGGCAGCGCCAGGUUAUGACCGACCGCUCCGAGUUAGGGUCGCUGUAAAGUCUGCAGCCCCAGCCGCGAAGCGUUAGGACCGAGCUGCGGCCGCCUUACUCCCAGCAGCUCAGGUGCCAGCGCCAGCGCCAGGUACAGAGAUCGUGUGGCCCACUCAGGCACAGGGAGGGGUCUUUGCAAAUAUCUGGACUGGAGCUGUUAGCGAGCGGAAAAAUCUACGCUUCCCACACCCCAGAGCUGACUCUGGCAGGUUUGCUGCAGCAGUGGAUGUGAUAUGGCACACCAUUCUCAAUCUUCGUCCUUGGGCAAUGUGGACAAUGAUCCCAACUUUGUCCCUCCUCACUACAAGGAAUAUUACCGCAUCGCUAUUGAUGUCCUGGCUGAGGAGGGAAUCGAUGCAUACUACCGCUUUCUGGCAGAGGAGAAGGAGGUGGAUUUUCUCAGCAGCUCUGAGAUUGAGCACAUUAAUAAGCACCUGAAGAAACCCACAAUUCCCUUGGAUGAGCUUGAAUAUGGUGGAAGUGACUAUGUUGAAUCAGACUCAUCGGGAACCUACUGGCCGGUUCACACGGACAUUGCUGCCCCGGCACUAGAUCUAGGAUGGCCCAAUAUUCAUAUGUGCAGGGGACCCUCUGAUGUUACUAUAUUUGUCCAUCCACCAGCCCCUGAUACCCUCAGCAUCAAGGAAGAGGUCAGGAGACUCAUCAGGUCAGCCACCCAGGUUAUUGCGAUUGUAAUGGAUGUUUUCACUGAUAUCGAUCUGUUUGCUGAGGUGCUGGAGGCUGCGAGUCACGGGAUCCCUGUCUACCUCCUCUUGGAUGAACUGUUCUCUCAUCACUUUCUGGAUAUGGUCAAGAAACUCCAAGUGAAUCUGAGUCACGUACAAUUCCUGAGAGUGAGGACAUUAACAGGAUCAACCUACAACUGCAGAUCUGGGAUGUCCUUCACUGGAAAUUUGAUAGAGCGGUUCAUGCUGGUGGAUUGUAAUGCUGUUCUCUGUGGCUCCUACAGCUUUAUGUGGUCCUUUGAGAAGAUUCAUCGCAGUAUUGUUCAGCGGUUUCAAGGAGAGCUUGUGGCAAUUUUUGAUGAAGAAUUUCGGAUUCUUUUUGCCCAGUCAAACCCUCUCUCUGGGUUAGAGAAUCCAAUGCCAGACAUGGAUAAUUAUUACACCGUGGCACCGUACCAGUCCACUGAUAGGCGGCGAUACAAACAAAACCCAAGAUACAUGCAGCAAGAGGACAUGUUUUCACAGCAUUCUGGCUAUUCGUGGGCAGACUCGGAUCCUGAUCACUUUCCCCACAAUUUUAGACAAAGCGAUGUCUACAGGCACAUCAAGGAGGACAUUGGGGGCAUUAGAGGCUGCAUGAAACAAUUUGCACGUUUUCAGGAGAAAACUCAGCUUGAACCCACAUCCAGUGCUGUUCUGAGGACAAAAAGGUUGGAAAUGAAUGCAUUCAAACGGAGAAGUUAUGCAGAAGGGACUUUGGAAAGUUAUGAUGCUUUGGAACAUCGAUAUGGACGAAUAAGUGAGCACUAUGAUCAAUUAGAUGCCAGAUCUGAGCAAUUGUUCCGAGAAAAGAUGUAUCCUUUGGAGCCUUCAUUAAUAAGGAAUAGAAUCAACUCUUUAAGCAGUCAGCAUCUAAGAGACAGCCAGGGAAUGCUUGAACGAAUUAAGCAAAACCGAAUAGGUAGGCAUCAGUAUGAUGAGUCAGUAGAACAGCCAAGGCACAGAUAUGAUCCCAGGAAUUGUGAAGAGACUUACCUGUAUGGUUUACCAGUCCAUCCACCUCUGAUAAACUAUGAACCUUCUCACUCCUCCAAAGAAGUUCGACAUGGUUCAAGUGAUCUAGAGAUGGUGAGUGAUGGAAGAUUGGGUCUGAAAAUACAGAAGCGCCCCAACAUUGGCCAGUCAUAUGCCUGCCAAAAGUCUCCAACUCAGAAACAAGUUCUGGAUCCAAAAAUGCUUUUCACUGAGUCAAGUCUGGGUCGAAAAUCUGAAGAUCAGCCCACCAAACAUGGGCUGAGGAGAUGGAGAAUUGGCUCCUAUCUCAGUGCUUAUCCAGAUGAGUACACAGAACAGCUUGCUGAGGGCAUUUCUGCACCAGAUGAACCUCAGGGCAAUGAUGAAGUGCUUCAGGGUUCAAGGAAAAACACUACUUUUGAGACAACCUUGUUAAGAGAUUCUCCACAGAUGACAACUUAUAAACGCUUAGAUCUAUACAACUUGAAGCACCCCAAAACAGAUGUGUUUGAUGGCCAGUCUCAGUCAUCAGAUAAAGGAAACGAGGAGCAAAAUGUGAAGCUGGCAAAGCAUGAAUCCAUGCGUAGUAAGCUUAACCCGAUGUUACAAAGGAGUUCUCGGCUGCGUUCUUCACUGAUCUUUAGUUCUUCAAAAGCAGAGCAGCAUAUCUCACAAAAAGGGAAAAUGAACUUGAGCAUCAGGGAGCAUAUAGAGAAUGAAGAAAAGGAAUCUGAAGAGAUUCAGGAACCCACAGCAACUGCUGGUCUUCAAGAAAAUAGUGGCAAGCAGGUGCUCAGCAAUGACCAAACCAAACAAAUCCAACAUUCAAUGCCUGCCAACAUCUUGCCAAGUGAGGCUGCCAAAACUUCACAACCAAAUCUCAAAGAGGUUAUUGCUGGAAAGCCACCAGACUUGGACCUGAGUAAGCAGCAGAGUAAUUCUGGUUUGGGUAGUUGUGACCCAGACCUGCAAUCCAGUGCCCAACCUAGGGCACAGCCAAAAAUAGACCUUCAACUGAGCAAAAAGGUUCAAGAUGCCAUUCAGAAAAUGACCCAGCGCACAUUACUACCUAAAGAAAUUAAACCAUCACCCGUUAUACAGUCAGCAAAAACUGAAAAGCUGCCUGUAGAAAAAUCUGGAAAUAUCAAUAAUUCUGGGCAGCAAGGAUCCCAACCCUGUCCUCAACGAGGCCCCCAACCCUCUCAGAUGGAUGCCAAGCCUUCUCCUCAACCAAGACACCAACCUCCUGAAUCAGCUACUCAGAAUAAUGCCACCAGUCCCAGAGAGGUUCUGAGACACUCCACUGGUUCCAUUGAAGUUCAGCACUCCUCUACAUCGACAUUAGAGCAGAUCAAUGACAGUUUAGCAAAGGUCAAGAUGCAUUCAUCUGCUGUGUGUCUGGACACAAGAGGGAGUAAAGAAGAUGAGGUGGGAGGGGAACCUGAAGUUUUGAACUUGAUUCCAAAGAGUCCUUUAAGAGGGAAAAGUUUUGUCAACCUCCCUGGUGUCACAAAACCAAAAGAAAUGGCCAGCAAUGUAGAGCUAGGGCAACGUCUGACUUCAGCCACAGAGAAUGAGAAGAAUCCUGAAAAAUCACCAAAAAUUGUCCAUAGUGAGGCAGUACCUUCCAACCCUGAGAAAGAGGAGAAACUACGCAGACCUCCAACCAAUCCCACAGCAACCAAAAUUUUACAAACUGUCCAGGGGAGCAGGUAUUCCACAUCUACUUCCAAUGCCCUGUACAGCAGCAACCUUCGAGAUGACACCAAAGUCAUCCUGGAGCAAAUCUCGGCCAACAGUCAAAAGAACCGGGCCGAGAAUGCCAAAGUGCAGCAUUCCACCACCAAUGAAGUUGAUGGUCCUGGAGGCUCAACUGAGCAGAAGCUUACACCCGAGUCAGACAAAACAGACUCUGAUAAAAAGCAGUUUGGUAUCUCGUCAGGUCUUGAAAACCUGAUUAAGAACAAAGGCAAAUCGCAAACUUCACUUGAUUAUAUAGACCCUCUAAUUAAGAGGAUGGAUAGUUUUCGAAAGGAGAAGCGGGUAUACAGUAGAUUCGAAGUCUUCUAUAAGAAAGAUGACUCUUCGAAAACAGAGGACACCUCUGCAGCACAACAAAGUAACAGAACACAAGAUUCCAAGGAUAUAGAUGGUGGAGACAAAAAAAAAUCUUCAAAAAUUAUUCCCAAAUUUUUUGGGACACUUAGGAGGUUUUAAUGCUCCCUGUGACUUACCAAACUAAGUGGAGCUAAACCACAAGUACCUGGACUGCUUGAUGUUGGAUGCUGACAUUGAUGAUUUUUGUUCAAAAAUUAUCGCUUGCUGCUCCAAACUGUAGGCAACAACUGAAAUGAGAGAGGGUCACCAAUAGCACUGAGUAACUGACACCUACAUAUAGCCUUUAACAUAGCUUUGCGAUGGAAGGAAAAGGAAAGAUUGGACACUGCACAGAAAUUGGGGUAGAAUUUAGAGGAGAUCAAAGACUUGGUCAAGGAGAUGGAUUUUAAAUAGGUUUCUUGAGGGGUGAGGUGGGGGGAAGAGAAACAUUGAGAUGGACAGACAGGAAUAGCUGCCUUCACAUAUUGGACAAGUUUCAAGGGAAGGAGUGAGGCGCUUGUUUCUCCAAGAUGCCAGUGAUGCCUAAAUUGUAGCUAGCCGUAUACAAACUUGCAUUUAUAAUGUAGUUAUUUUCAUAGGGGGCAGGUUUCGUCUUGCUUGUGCUUUAAAAAUAAAAAUUGUUAGCAGAUAAAUAUUUACAAUUAGUCAAACAUGUGUAAUGCAACCUCAGCUAUGUACUGUGCAGAUGGAUUGGCAUUUUGGGCCAAUAGUUUGUUAUAUAAAAAGCCAAUAGUUUCAGCUACUGAUGACCAGUGUUAAAGGUUAUUUCUUAAAUCUGUUACACAAGCCAGUUCAGUUUAACUUUUCACUUUCCGUUUCCCUUUCUGUCCUGAAGGUCAGCAGCUGAUGUUUAUGCCAUCUCAUACUGGCUAUGUUCUCAUCCGUCACUAAAGUGGAUAUUCUCUAUUUGUAAGCCUCGGUCGAGACUAUGUGAUAUCACAGCCUUGCUCAGUGUUCAUGCACAUGCACUUUCCAACAAGUGAGAUUCAAGUGAGAACCCUGGCAGGUUUUUCUCCUUCUAAGCCUGAGAAUGCAGAGGCUAAUUACAGUAUCCUCUACAUUGGAGAGACCAAACGCAGACUGGGCGACUGCUUUGCAGAACACCUUAGGUCUGUCUGCAAGCAUUGCCCAGACCUCCCUGUCGCUUCCAAUUUCAACACUCCGCCCUGC
This is a messenger RNA of Carcharodon carcharias (great white shark), 5064 nucleotides long. RefSeq names its product family with sequence similarity 83 member Hb (gene sack1hb). Gene Ontology annotation, molecular function: keratin filament binding. The coding region runs from base 310 to 3993 and encodes 1227 amino acids. Gene Ontology annotation, cellular component: keratin filament. The transcript is spliced from 5 exons. The record is from RefSeq and is a predicted model, not a curated record. Lineage: Eukaryota; Metazoa; Chordata; Chondrichthyes; Lamniformes; Lamnidae. Gene Ontology annotation, biological process: intermediate filament cytoskeleton organization; positive regulation of cell migration; protein localization to cytoskeleton.